Molecule: messenger RNA, 1229 nt
Organism: Schistosoma margrebowiei
Lineage: Eukaryota; Metazoa; Platyhelminthes; Trematoda; Strigeidida; Schistosomatidae
Source: the annotation of a GenBank genome assembly
CCUGAUUGGUUGCCAAUGUGGAUGGCGGGAAUGUGACAUAUCCUCGCCCGCCAGUUUUAGUUGUGGUAUGACUCCAGUGACCAGUGAUACAAGUUUCUGAAGGCUAAUUUUAGUCUCUCAAAGUCACUGUCGAGGUAUAGUCUUGGUGUCAUUCUUCUGCUACUCAAUUUUAAUAUUUGUCUAUUGCAUGUUCGUUUGCCAAAAUCACUGCAUGAACUAAACAAUUUUUAGCAAUAAUAAAGAAUAACUGUAUGGUGAAGACAAGUGUAGCAUUAUUGUGCAAAAGUACUUCAGCGUUGAAGAGACGUAAAUUCUAUGAGACAUCUGAAAAGUGCUUAAAACAAAUUACACAUUUAUACCUAAAUGGUAAAAAUUUAGAUGAACUGGGUCAUGAAAUCGCUCUUUGUCAGUGCCUAACUGUUCUCUACCUAUAUGACAAUAAGUUGAAAUAUAUACCAGAAUACUUAAACUUAUCCCAGUUGACACAUUUAUAUCUUCAAAAUAAUCGCAUAAGUCGUAUAGAAAACUUGAACUCAUUAGAGAAGUUAGAAAAGCUUUUCCUCAGCCGAAAUUGUAUCAGUAUAAUUGAAGGCUUGGAAGGAUUAAUCAGACUGCGAGAAUUACGCAUUGACAACCAAAAUUUGAAUCCAGGCGAAAGUCUAGUCUUUGAUGAUCGUAGUCUGAAUUCUGUAGCAAAUAGUCUUAUAUGCUUGGAUGUGUCAGGUAACAAACUGGACACCCUACAAGAUUUAAGUAAACUUCAUGCCUUAAUCUCUUUGAAUGUAUCGAAUAAUUCCAUACGAUCUAUUCAUGAUCUAUCUACAUCACUGGAUAAAUGGUCAAACCUUAAAGAGUUGCAUAUACAAGGCAAUCCUGUCAUGAAAACAACUCGAGCAAGAGAUAUCAUCAUUGUAACUGCAAAACGUCUAGAAAUUCUGGAUAAUAAGGCGAUAUCUGAACCAAAUAGACAAUUUUUAGAAAAUUGGAACCAGUAUAAGAGUUUUAAUCUCGAAUUAUCAAAAUGUCCUAUGAACAAGCAAAUUACACUUGGUUCGAAACCUGAACUGAUAAACUUAUUACAUCAAUAAUUUAAAAAAGUUUCCUGCAAGUUGUGAAUUGCGACGAGAAUGUACAAUAUAAGUGUUCAUUUGUUUUAAAAAUCUACUUAUGUUUAUUUCACUUGUGAGCUACAUACUGAUUUCAGUCAAUAAAAAUUUAGAUUUAAGCCA